Messenger RNA from Teleopsis dalmanni, 470 nucleotides. RefSeq names its product DNA-directed RNA polymerase I subunit RPA12-like. The record is from RefSeq and is a predicted model, not a curated record. The transcript has 3 exons. Gene Ontology annotation, molecular function: nucleic acid binding; zinc ion binding; DNA-directed RNA polymerase activity. Gene Ontology annotation, cellular component: RNA polymerase I complex. NCBI's taxonomy places the organism in Eukaryota, Metazoa, Arthropoda, Insecta, Diptera, Diopsidae. Gene Ontology annotation, biological process: DNA-templated transcription; termination of RNA polymerase I transcription. Bases 53 to 418 code for a protein of 121 amino acids.
UCAUAGUAACAAUAAAUCAAGUGCCACACUACUAAAUUCUUUUCAAUUAAAAAUGGAUAUGUUUAAAACACACCCGGGAUUUUGUCCAACAUGUGGCUCAAUAUUUCCACCACUUCGGCCAACUGAAAAUGUUACAUGUUAUAACUGCAAAAAGGUUUUCAGUCCAGAUGUUUUAGGAGAACAGGAAAUUGAAUAUACUAUACAUUUUAAUACAUACGACCCAAAGAAACUAAGUUGUAAGCCGGAAAGUGUAAACAAGAGCGAGGAGCCAAGUGGUCCUAUUGUUGAACGAAAAUGCUCACAAUGUGGACAUGACAAAAUGUCAUAUGCGACAUUACAAUUACGUUCUGCGGAUGAAGGACAAACAGUUUUCUUUACAUGUUUGAAAUGCAGGUUUAAGGAAUCUGAGAACUCAUAGGCUGUUUGAAAUAGUAUUUAUUUUUAAGUUAAUAAAUAAAAAAAAAAUUCAA